Gigantopelta aegis is the source of this 2734-nucleotide messenger RNA. Its product is annotated as transketolase-like. The record is from RefSeq and is a predicted model, not a curated record. Gene Ontology annotation, molecular function: thiamine pyrophosphate binding; transketolase activity. NCBI's taxonomy places the organism in Eukaryota, Metazoa, Mollusca, Gastropoda, Neomphalida, Peltospiridae. The transcript is spliced from 12 exons. Bases 80 to 1960 code for a protein of 626 amino acids.
GACACGGAACCGGCGAAAAGCACGUUGAGUUGCACUGUGUCCAAUUUUUCACUUUCCUUGUGACAGUCGCCGACUCAACAUGAGCAACUACCACUGCCCCGAUGCCAGCGUCAUCCAGACUCUGAAAGAUGUCGCUAACAAAUUGAGAAUUAACAGCAUCUUGAUGACAAACGCAAGCAAAUCUGGACAUCCAACGUCAUGCUGCUCCAUGGCGGAGAUAAUGUCUGUGCUGUACUUACAUACUAUGCGGUACAAAGUGGACAAGCCAAGGGAUCCUACCAACGACCGUUUUGUCUUAUCCAAGGGCCAUGCAGCACCCAUUCUGUAUGCUGUUUGUUCAGAAGUGGGCAUGUUUCCGUCUAAACAACUGAUGGAUCUGAGGAAAAUUCAUUCAGACUUGGAGGGCCAUCCAACUCCUCGCCUCAACUUCAUCGAUGUUGCCACUGGGUCUCUGGGACAGGGUUUGAGCUGUGCAGCAGGAAUGGCCUAUGUUGGCAAAUAUUUGGACAAGUCUGAUUACCGUGUCUACUGUCUCAUUGGUGAUGGGGAGAGUGCAGAAGGAUCUAUCUGGGAGGCUUUACAUUUCGCCAGUCUGUACAAACUGGACAACCUCACGUUGAUUAUUGACAUUAACCGACUGGGUCAGAGCGAUCCCACAAGUCUGGGACACGAUAUACAGGCCUAUCAUAAAAGGGUUGAUGCAUUUGGUUGGCAUGCUAUUGAAGUUGAUGGACAUGAUGUGGAAGCUCUGUGCAAGGUAUUCGACACAGCCUCGACAAUCAAAGGAAAACCAACUUGCGUAUUAGCCAAGACUUUCAAAGGCAAAAAUUGUCCAGGAAUCGAGGAUCAGUUGAACUGGCAUGGCAAGGCUCUUGGGGAUAAAGAAGCAGCUGUCUUGGAACACAUCAAGUCCUUGAUUGUCCAGAAGGAGCCGCAUACUUUGAAACCGCAGGAACCAACUGCCAAGGUUCCAGCUGCCAACAUUCACAAUAUUGUCCUGUCGGAGCCACCAAGUUACAAGAAAGGUGAUGAGCUUGCCACUCGGGCUGCAUAUGGAAAUGCUUUGGUCAAGAUUGGCACCAAUAAUAACAGAGUUAUGUCCCUUGAUGGUGACAUGAAGAACUCUACCUUUUCCAAUAAAUUCAUGGCAAAGUUUCCCGAUCGAUUCAUCGAGUGUUACAUUGCUGAGCAGAACAUGGUGGGAGUUGCCAUUGGCUGUGCUACCAGAGAUCGUGCCGUGGCGUUUGUCAGCACGUUCGCUAGUUUCUUCUCCCGAGCCUACGACCAGCUCCGAAUGGGAGCCAUUUCUAUGACCAACAUCAAUGUUGUUGGUUCUCAUGCAGGUGUUUCUAUAGGUGAAGAUGGCCCAUCUCAGAUGGCUCUCGAAGAUCUAGCAAUGUUCCGAGCCAUUCCCGGCUCCACCGUCUUCUACCCCAGCGAUGCCGUUUCUACAGAGUAUGCGGUACAGCUGGCGGCUAACACUCCCGGUAUUUGCUUCAUUCGUGUCAGUCGACCAAAUAUACCCAUCAUUUACAAGAACGAUGAACCGUUCUCAAUUGGAAAACUAAAGGUGGUUCGUCAAAGUUCCUCCGACAAGGUGACGGUGGUUGGAGCGUGUGUCACACUGGUUGAGGCACAGAAGGCCGCAGAUCAGUUGGCAGCAACUGGAGUAAAUAUCCGUGUGCUGGAUCUGUUCACCAUCAAACCCAUCGACAAGGAGGCCCUCAUCAAAAACGCCCGCGAGACUGGCGGGAAGAUCAUCACCGUGGAGGAUCACUAUCCUGAAGGUGGUAUCGGUGAAGCUGUGGCAGGUGCUGUCAGCGAAUGUCGAGAUAUCAUAGUGAAGAGACUGGCCGUUAACGCUCUACCCAGGAGCGGAAAACCAGCCGAACUGCUCGAGAUGUUUGGAAUCAGUGCCAGUGCCAUCGUCAAAGCAGUCAACAAUAUGCUGUCCAUGUAGAACUACCCACAACACAUUCAUCAGUGUGGGAAAAACCCCAUAGUAUACCUCAUGUGAGGCAGAUUGCCUCAUUUGGUGCAGAUUAGACAUUUAUUAUGCUGAGCAUUUUGAAUUUGAAUAGAUAUAACAAUGUUACAAUUGGACAUUUUAUUGGUCAUAUAUUAUUUUCUAUAUAAUACAACGCAUUCGUUAGUGUGAAAACCCCCGUAGUACGCCACAUUUGGUGCAGGUUAGACAUUUAUUAUGCUGAGCAUUUUAAUUUUGAAUAGAUAUAACAAUGUUACAGUUGGAAAUUUAAUUGAUCAUAUAUUAUUUUCUAUAUAAUAGUAUUUUAAAUUAAAAGGUGUGAUAUUGAUAUUUGUUUAUGCUCAGUAAUUUGAGCUUAUUUAAAGAUAUUUAUAAUGAUAUUAGAAUUGGGAAUUAAAUAAUGUUUUCAAGAUAAUAGUAUCUUGAAAUUAAAAUUGCUAGUUACUAGAAAUUUAAAAGGUGUAUACCUGUAUUUGCUUAUUCUGCUUUGUUUAGUUUAUAUAUGCUAUUUUCUAGAGGAAUAUAUAUUUCUUUAACCAAUUGCUUUAUUAGUUUUUAGAUGCUUUUCUCUUAUUCUUUAACUUUUAAAACUUGAGAUCUUUUGAAUGAAAUAGUACACGAUACAAAAAAAAAAUUUUUUUUAUACUAUAACUUACCCAUGAUAUCCAUGUCAUAAACCCAUGUGAUAAUUUACUUUAUUAACCCUGUUAAUAAUGGUAUGUAAAUUUUCAAGGUCUCUAGGUAAUG